Messenger RNA from Brenthis ino (lesser marbled fritillary), 708 nucleotides. Lineage: Eukaryota; Metazoa; Arthropoda; Insecta; Lepidoptera; Nymphalidae. The record is from the annotation of a GenBank genome assembly.
AUGAAGUACUCCGUAUUCGCCCUCUUUUUGGUGAUUGCAGGGGCUUUCGCCUUUCCUCAAGUUGAAGAUCCGCAAAGGGAUGCACGUAUCAUAACAGGGCGCAUUAGAAGAGCUAUUGAGGAACUCCAAGAAAAGAUUAUAGAUGCUGGAAUGGACCCUCUUGUGGUUCCAAGAUUAGAUUUAGAAUAUAGACCAGUCCCAUUCUUCCUUGAAGUCAGAGGUUUUUUGGAGAAUUUUGAAUUCACUGGUGCGAGUAACAUCGCAAUCCAUAAUUUGGACUAUUCCGCUCUCUUCAACAGGUUAAGGUUCGACAUCUCCCUUCCUGAGCUUAGCUUCGUUGUUGGUGACUCCGGAGUUACUGCUAUAGUUUUAGGAAACAGAUACAACGGACAAUUACAUGGCAGCCUAUCCAUCUCGGGUAUUCGUAUCGACGGUGAAGUCCGCGUGAAUAUUGGUAUUAUCUCUGGCAUUAGCAUUCGCAGUCUCACCCUUGAUUUUACUCUCGGAGGCAUCCAGUCCGACCUCAAUGUGGUUUUCAUGGGAGAAGAUUUCUCCGACAUCGUAAACAAAGUUCUUGGGGAAGAUAUUCCUGCUGCUGUAGCUGAAAACAGGAGAAGGGAGAGGAGGGGAAGAGGAGGAGGGGAGAGGAGGAGGGGAGAGGAGGAGAGGAGAGGAGGAGGGGAGAGCGUGUACAAAUUUUCAAAAAUG